UUCCUGUGGGGGCCUCGUUCCCUCAGAAGCUCGUGCUGGGCGUGGAGGGCAGAAGCGAAGCCUGUGGCAGCAUGGAGGCCGCAGCCCGAGGCGAUGGCGGCGGCGUGGCGAGAGGUGGUGAAGGCCAGGGCGAGCCAGAUGGAGCCAGAGGUGUCGCACAAGACGUUGGAGGUCCACAGGCCUUGCAGCUGCCGCCUGCUCCUGGGCCGAGAGGAGAUGGUUUCCCCGGGGCGGGCAGACGCCGAAUAUGGCGUCUCCGUGGCCACGCCGUCCCACGGCCUGGUGGCCAACCCGCACCGCACCCAGGUGGACGCGCCGCGCCGGGACCAGGUGGAGACGCCGCCUACGGACCAGGUGGACACGCCGCGCCGGGACCAGGUGGAGACGCCGCGCAGGGACCAGGUGGACACGCCGCGCCGGGACCAGGUGGAGAUGCCGCCUACGGACCAGGUGGACACGCCGCGCCGGGACCAGGUGGAGAUGCCGCGCAGGGACCAGGUGGACACGCCGCGCCGGGACCAGGUGGAGACGCCGCCUACGGACCAGGUGGACACGCCGCGCCGGGACCAGGUGGAGACGCCGCGCAGGGACCAGGUGGACACGCCGCGCCGGGACCAGGUGGAGACGCCGCCUACGGACCAGGUGGACACGGCGCGCCGGGACCAGGUGGAGACGCCGCGCAGGGACCAGGUGGACGCGCCGCGCCGGGACCAGGUGGAGACGCCGCCUACGGACCAGCCCAGUGAGUGCUGAGGACCCGGGCUGACUCCAGAUUUCCAUCACCUCCGGUCUCAACCAGCCUUCUCUGUUGCUGCGGACCAUGCAGCACUUUGUGCUCCAUGUUUUCACUAAGCCCGGGCCAGGAAAGGGGGCGUAGGACUAACCUAGCGCCUCUUCCUAGGCAGGGCGUCCCUCCC
Lagenorhynchus albirostris (white-beaked dolphin) is the source of this 917-nucleotide messenger RNA. Its product is annotated as fibrous sheath CABYR-binding protein-like. The transcript has 2 exons. NCBI's taxonomy places the organism in Eukaryota, Metazoa, Chordata, Mammalia, Artiodactyla, Delphinidae. Bases 94 to 753 code for a protein of 219 amino acids. The record is from RefSeq and is a predicted model, not a curated record.